AGGUCUGACCAAGCGAGAGGGGCAGCUGACUCCCACACAGAAAUACCUAGCUAUCAGUCGGAUGCCGAGCUUGCUGGAGUACUUGAGCUACAACUGUAACUUCAUGGGCAUACUGGCAGGCCCCACCUGCUCUUACAACGACUACAUGGCCUUCAUCGAAGGCACGUGCUACCAGCCACGCCACCAGGAGAACGCCAACGGCAAGGAGAACGGGAAGUACAAGCAGAGCGAACCCUCACCCAAGAAUGACGUCAUUUCCAAGCUGUGUACAUGUGCCAUCUCGCUGGCCAUCUAUCUGUCACUGUGCAAGGUGCUCCCAGUGGAGCACUCCAUAGACGAUGACUUUGUCAGCUCCACACCCUUCCAUCUUCAGGUCGUCUACCUUUACCUGGCAAUGCUCGCUCUGAGGCCAAAGUACUACUUUGUCUGGACGUUGG
This is a messenger RNA of Plectropomus leopardus (leopard coralgrouper), 437 nucleotides long. Lineage: Eukaryota; Metazoa; Chordata; Actinopteri; Perciformes; Serranidae. The record is from RefSeq and is a predicted model, not a curated record.